AUGGACCUAGGCGCCCUCCCAGCCAUCCUGACUCUGAUCAGUGCUGUCGGAUUGGUUAGCCUGGCAUAUCUGAGAAAUGCACCCACCUUGACUCAAGCAGCGAGGCAGACGUAUUCUUGGGCUCUUCGCGAUGUACGUGCGGCACUCGCGGACCCGGCUGAAGCAGCAUCCGACCAGAUGUUAGUCGCUGUGAUGCUUCUCGUGUUGUACGAAACAGUAACUUCUAACUCCAGUAACAGUCUUAGUCCGUGGGAUAGACAUGCGGAUGGAGCCCUGGCAUUGGUGCAGCUCCGAGGAGUAGGCCAGCUACGUAAUAGAAUCGGUCGAAACAUUUUUCUUAACUUGCGCACCGAAGUCCUGAUCAACUGUCUUCAACGCGGCGUGCGGGUACCAAUCACCUUGAUAAAUUGGAUGAGUGAGGCCCGACAUUUUGAAACCGCAGAAGAGGCACCUGCUGGUAACCUGGCAGACUUGAUCGUCAAUGCCUGCGCCGUUCUUGCUUCGGUCAAGGAGGAAGCCACAGACAAGGCGGAUUUGUCUCAUUAUAUGUCAACACUAUUGUCGAUUGAUCAAGAUUUCAAGUGCUGGAUUGAAAGCCUUCCCACUGACUAUCAAUAUAACACCUUAACGAUCCCAAACGACUCUGGAGAAAUAUACUUGGGGCGAUACGAUACUUAUUCUGGCGUCGAGAUGGUUCACAUCUGGAACUUGCAGCGCUGUGCGCGCAUCACUCUCCACCAAGCACUCGUUGACUUGUUAUUAAUACACUUCGACAUGGGAUUUUCCCCGUCAACACCCUCACCAUCCAGGGACCUGCUCAGUACUUCGAACACUGUUAUACGGGAGAGCUCCAGUGACAUUUGUCACAGUGUCCCAUACAUCCUCCAUCUCUGUGAUAAGCCAGGUAAACCAGGUGAUGUGAGAGGUGCUUGUAUUAUACCUCUGUUAUGGCCCCUCUACAUUGCAGGAACAGCACAUACUGCCAACGAUACCUUGCGUGAUUGGGUCAUAGCCCAGAUGAAUAAUAUCGAAAAUGUCACCGGAAUUCAAAGAGCAAAGUUUGUGGCUUUGGAUAUACAACAGCGCUGUUUAUUUCCUGAUUGA
Molecule: messenger RNA, 1104 nt
Organism: Aspergillus nomiae NRRL 13137
Lineage: Eukaryota; Fungi; Ascomycota; Eurotiomycetes; Eurotiales; Aspergillaceae
Exons: 4
Coding region: 1-1104 (367 amino acids)
Source: RefSeq, a predicted model, not a curated record